AUGGCUCUUUGGUCAGAGUUCACUGAAUCUAUCCUCAACGAACACGUGCAUUCUACGUUCAGACAAGCACCAAGUGUGUAUCGCAUCCAGCUGUUUCUUCGCUGGCUCGCCGAAACUAGGACUGGUCAGCUAGAGGAGAACAUCACGGAUACUACUAUUCGAAAUUGCCUCUCGUCACUCAAACGAAAGAUCAAGUUACUUACUGGUCGCCAGUAUAACUCAGCGGAGAACAAGGACCUGGAGAUUUUCAUCACGAAAGACCUUGCGCAGAACGGAAAGAUUGCAACAGGAGCUUAUACUAAGCCGGUAGCACCUUUGCCAGUCGCUGAAGACUUGAUUCGGUUCAUGUGGGCAUGUGACGAAUAUCAAUUCACACAUCCACGCGCACGCCUGCAGCUGGCAUUCUCUGUCGUACUCAUGACUCUUCUAGGCAGUCGUCCUAGAGAGUUCAUUGAAUCGGCAGCCUGGAAGCACAGCAACGAAGGACUUCUAUACAGUGACAUAGAUCUUGGACACCGAAACAACAAGAAACACUCACCUGUUAUGCUUCUGUACGAGGAAGCUACUAUGCUAUCUAUGUUCCUAGUUACACAUUUUAUGGCGUUAGCUCUGGCAGACGGGGUGUUCGAAGAAUGCACUUCGUUCCAAGACAUUGAAGCAAAGGAGCUGCCACUAGGCAGUUCGCUGUACAAAUAUCGCUACAAGUUAGAAGCGAAACAACGGCCUAUCCUUCGAAGCAUUCUCAGCGACGGCUCAGUUUCUGAAAACGGCAUCCUCACCUACGAAUGCUUUAACAACAUGCUCAAGGGGAUUGGUCAACAGGCUAGGUACGAAGACAGGUUAAGUGCAUACUGCUUUCGUCGGGCUUAUGCUAAAGCGGUUGAGAAAACGGCAACUCCUGCACAGAGAAGAUUGCUAAUGGGGCAUUCUAACGAUGAUACUAUCAUGUACUACAUUUCUAGGAUUGUUAGGGUCGACAGCUAA
This is a messenger RNA of Alternaria rosae, 984 nucleotides long. RefSeq lists its product as uncharacterized. The record is from RefSeq and is a predicted model, not a curated record. NCBI's taxonomy places the organism in Eukaryota, Fungi, Ascomycota, Dothideomycetes, Pleosporales, Pleosporaceae. Bases 1 to 984 code for a protein of 327 amino acids. The transcript has 5 exons. Gene Ontology annotation, molecular function: DNA binding. Gene Ontology annotation, biological process: DNA recombination; DNA integration.